CCUGCAAAUUUGGGUGAAGACGGUUUUGCCUAAAUCAAACGGAGAGAAGAAGAAAAAGGUUGCAAGUUUCGACGAUCAUACAUCAAUCUCAGGAACCACUCCUUCUUCUCGAAGAUUCAGAAACUCUCCUUCUCGAUUUUUUCUUCUGUGAAAAUGAAUUGCGAAGUUUGCCAGCUCAAGGAACUGGAAGUAGAAUUUUUCGAGCUACGCGAGGUUCUACACUGCAUUCUACAUACUAUUGUCUUUCACCGAGCACUUGGUCUUAUCCGUCCUAAAGAUAUUGAUUUGGAGCUUUUUGAGAUCACAUACGUACAAUGCGGUGAAAUAGAAGUGGAAAAGAAAAUUGAUGAAAAGAUUGAGCAGUUCAUAAGCUGGAUUGAGAAACAUCCCAACAAGAAAAGUCAGAUAUGUCUAUCAUUUUAUGAAGUCAAAAGCAAACAGCCGUCUUGGUUCACCAACAAAAUCGAACGAUUGUACUGGGAACAAUGGUACAUCAAUCUGAAUGUGCUUCAGCCCACUAAAUCCCCAAUUGGCAAGUCCCACCAUUCUAAACUAGUUAUGGACCCUGGAGAGGCAUCUGAGGAGAGAAGUUCCCGUAGGACACUCCUUGAGCAAUCUCUUCAAGAAGUCUUAUUCCAAAUCAUAAAAUUCGUGAAUGAUAAAAAGGAUCACGUUCCUCCCAUCAACGAUGGUGUAAUCUACUGCCCUUUUGAGAUCACUAUCCCAAGCUCAUCAGACUCGGCAUUUGGGAUGGAUAUGAUCAAGAGGAUGCUCCACAGUGGCCAUCCAUCGAUGCUCAGUUGAUUCCAUUAUCCACUCAACUUAGGUACACUGUACAUAUACAACUUGAUGUUGCUUGGUGCAUGCCUAACUCUAAUCAACACUUCCUAUUUGCAUUUUCUGUGUAAAUAUAUAUUACACGUGCCUCUUCCUUUGAAUGGGGUCGUUGACUCGUUGAUGGAUAAUGUUUGUUUUCUCUCUAUUACGGAUGGAUACUGUAGUUAAGUGAUCCUUUUUUAUCCAAGCGAACAAAUUUAAGUCUCCAUCAGAAGCAAAAACAAGACAUGUUUCUCUCUAUUGUAGUUUUUUGUUCACAAGUAGCAAUUGAAGUAAA
Molecule: messenger RNA, 1114 nt
Organism: Eutrema salsugineum
Lineage: Eukaryota; Viridiplantae; Streptophyta; Magnoliopsida; Brassicales; Brassicaceae
Product: autophagy-related protein 101
Exons: 7
Coding region: 154-804 (216 amino acids)
Biological process (GO): autophagy; autophagosome assembly
Cellular component (GO): phagophore assembly site
Source: RefSeq, a predicted model, not a curated record